Molecule: messenger RNA, 3627 nt
Organism: Seminavis robusta
Lineage: Eukaryota; Bacillariophyta; Bacillariophyceae; Naviculales; Naviculaceae
Source: the annotation of a GenBank genome assembly
AUGCCUCCCUCAUUUUUUUGUUCCAGAACGUCGUUGCUGUUAUUAGCGGGGUCCCUGUCGCUGUUGAGUGGUGCCAGCAGUCAAGGCGACCGAGUGUUUCGAGCGUCGGGAGAAGCUGUUCGAGAAGGAGCCACGAGUCUUUUACCGUUAGAAGCUGAGCCCACCACACGGCUCGCUACUUCUCAAGCCACCACCACCACUCCUACGACACAAGCAGCAGCUACUACAACAACCAUCAAUGACGACGACGUCAACAACGAAUUCCAGGGCAUUCCCGGGACCACACAGACCAACGGUGGCUACGACACGGCCUUGGGAAACAAUCCCAUUUGCUGGUCGGGCCGAGCCGCCGGCAACAACGUGACGGCCAGUGCCGCACAAGAACUGUCCAAGACGGUCUUUCCCAAUCCACUGGUAGAAGAUUUCGUAUUGUUGGGACAGACGGAAAUCCUCAAAAUGUGUCCGUCGGGGAAUGUGCUUUCCGUACAACGACCGACGGAGAGUUUGCAGGGUGAACGACUGCGGACGCAUCGGUACUACAACUACUCGUUGCAUGUGGAAAUCAACCUGGAUACGUUGGGCGGAGACUAUAUUCACACGGACAAUGGAACGGCCACCAUUGCGUUUCAAGUGGUCGUAUGCAGUCUGGGAAAGAGUGGUUUCUGCAGUCCUUUUGUGCACGAGCAAGGUAUGUACAAUACGACGACGGUCCCACUUUUACUGCUGUCAUGCAUGAUCAAUCAAUUUACACUCACCCCGAUUCGACUCAAUUCGACUUCAUUCAUUCUGCCUGCCGUAGCCAAUGUGCGAGAUGCCAUUGAGAAAAACCAGAGCGGUGAAGAGCUCGUUACCACCAAAAAGAAAGUAAAAGGAGAUUUGCACGGUGGAACGCACAUUCAUUCUCCUUGGGUCUAUCUCGACAUGGGCAACAGCCGAACCAUGAGCCAAAAUCUGUCCAUUCCCAUGAUUGUCAAUCACCCCGGCGACUACUUUGUCAUUGGAACGGUACAACUCUACACGGGCAUUAAUGGUUCGGUGGCGUAUCGAUGGGACAUGUCCAACGCACUCGACUCGGGAGAGGGACGAUACAUUCGCUACCAGAAACCGGUCGUAAUCAAAGAGGUGUCCCCCGAAGUGCUCUACAGCAGCUACGUCGCCAUUGCCCUUGCGGGUGUUGCCAUUUGCUUUUUGAUCGCACAAACAAUCUACCACCGAGACGAACAAGUGCUACAGUUGUCGCAAGCUGAUUUCUUGCUUGUUUUCCUCAUCUCUGCGUUAUUGGCAACCGUUGGCUCCUUCCUCUUGGAACCCAAAAAUGACGUCUACUGCCGCGUUUCCAAAUCCAUUGUUAUGAUCCCCAUCCAACUCAUGUAUUCCAUCACCGUCGGGCGUCUCUGGCGCAUCCAUGCCGUCAUCUCUCCUUUACUCUUGGAACAUCUCAACAAGGGAAAACCAGGACUGACGCAACGGUUUGUCGAGGCGCUCACGUUUAUCAGUUUCAAACUGAACAAUCUAUUCAUCAUGGAGAAAGACAAACAACGCAAAAACAGCAGUGGCGUCAAACAGCAGAUUACACAGUUCCAAUUGGCAUUGGUUGUGGGCAUCUUUGCGCUUCCGCAGGUUGUCAUCCAGAUUGUGGCAUUGAUCGUCCAACCACAAAAACGCGUCAUUGACUUCAACAGCGACGAAAGUGUGGGCCGCGCUACAUGCAGCGCUGGUGUCGAUACCGCCAACAACCUCGUCAUGUACAGCUUCUUUCUCCUAGUAGCGCUGGUCAUCAUCUUGCUGUUCAUGGCACAUUCGAGCCGCAAACUGCCGUCGCUCUUCAACGAAACGCAUGUCAUCUACGAUUCUACCUUUCUCAGCAUUGUGCUGCUGUGCUUGGGCGGUGCCAUCAUGGCGCUCACCGACAAUCCCAACACCAGUCCCGACGUGGAGUAUUUGGUUAUGCUCGUGUUGAUUCUUUCCAUCACUCUCAACUCGGCGCUCCGAAUCAUGGUACCAAAGCUCAAAAAGGUGUGGAAAGGUGAUGUUGUCGUUGUCUCGAAACUGGUCACAGAUCAUCACAGGAAGACAAGAGAAAAGCAAGCAGGAAGGGCUUCUGUGAGGGCUUCCGGAAGAGGAUCAGUGACUGGAAUUCAUGUAUCCGGUAUGGAUAUGUCCAACUCCAGAUACGGUAUGGAGAUGUCCCACUCCAGAUACAACAACAACCUCCACGGGAGUUUUGCUAACGGGGACUACGAUUUGGGUCAGACCAAUCGACUCAUCACUACACAUUCAAACAGCUGUGACACCGGCCUUAUGGGCCGUAGGAGCUCAAUGGAUGAAAGCACUAAUUUCAACAGCAGCAAUGGGGAGCAACAACAAUUCCAUGCCAGCAACAGUGAUCCUGAAGGGGCCGACCUUAUCAGCGCUAUGUUGGAGCCUGACGUGGGCACGCCGGUGAUGCUGGAGGACCACCUCGAUGUCGUGAAAGAAGAAGACGAAGGAAUGGCUGCAGCGUCAAAGGAAUGCUUUACUAAGGGCGACAAAAAUGCUGAGCCAGCGAGCUCCACAGAGCUGGAAGCCGAUGUGGAGUCGGGCGGGUCAUCUGAAUCGGCAACAGCAGCAAAGCAACCGCAGGACCAAGCUCCAGCGGAACGUGAUGACAACGACUUACCGGCCGCGGGUGGCGGCACGAUGGACGAUGUCGUGGAUAUAGAGGCAGCGGCCACCUUGGAGAACGGUGCGGGAACGGAUGAUGAAGGUGACGGUAAGAAGCACUCGUUUUUGGAGCAGCGCACAAGUAGUUUCUUCCGGCAUGCCAUGGCGCAGGCAAAGGGGCUUUCAGGACUCUCAGGACUCUCAUCGUGGACACUGUCGCAAAAGAGUUUGAAUCAGAGUGACCACGAUAAAAAGAAUUCUCCAAAGAGGGGCGCAUCUCCAAGGCGAGGCGUUUCUCCAAAGCGAGGUGUUUCUCCAAAGAGAAGCCCACCGCGGAAGGGCAUGCCCAAGAGGCGUCUUGCCACACGCAUUGUUGUCACCGAGGAUGAAACUCCUGCACGCCGUUUGGUGCUGAAGAUGCUGGAUCUUCAAGAUCAGUUGGAAGAGAUCAACAACAAAAUCAUGAGCGGCUUGGCGGUGACACAAGAUGACUGGAAGGUUGUUUCGAAACUAACGUCAAAACUGGAUCGAACCUUCCAGGACGAAGUCGAGUUCGAAUGGGAUGUCGAGAAGAAAUACGAGGACGGUUUAAAGGAAGUCUUGCCAGCAGAUAUGAGUGGUCGUAGCUUGGUCGCGGAUGAGAUUCCCCAAACUAAAACUCGAAGUUCGAGAGCUCCAAGACGCAGCGUUAGCACCCCUUGUGCAAGAUCAGCUUCGCCGGUGGCAAGCCGUUCGAGAGCGACUAUCCGAAAGUCUCAAUCAUCAAAAGUCACCACGACCACAAUCGAAGACAGUGAUCACCGGUCUGUUCGAUCGGCACACAGCUCACCGGAACUGGACAGUGUUACUUUUCAUGGGGCGAGCGACGAUCAAAUGUCGCUUCCACCUGAACUGAAGCCAAUGAUCGACGAUAACCACAACCAAGGAAGGGAGGAGACGGCGGUCAGUUUGUUCUCUGACGAUGGUACGACGGAUGUGGUUUAG